GAAAAGGCCUCGAGCGAGAGCGUAGGGUUGGAAGCAUCUCCCUCCCUCCCUCCCUCUACUCUCUCGCACUUCGAGAUCCUCUGCUUCCCAAUAAUCGAUCUCUUCCUCUUUUCCAUUCCUCCUUGAGAUCCAUUCCGCUUCUUUUGAUCCAUUCUCUUUCCCUCUUUCGGGCGUGAUCUGAUCUCCGUUUUUCGCUUGUUCGAUUGAUCCCUGUGGUUCUGGGGAUGGGAUAUAUAGGUCACCAUGGAGUUGCGACGCUGCACAAGUAUAAGUAUAGCGGGGUUGAUAAUUCUCUUUUGGCCAAGUAUGUCUUGCAGCCCUUUUGGAGCCGUUGCGUUACUCUCUUUCCUCUUUGGAUGCCACCGAACAUGAUCACACUUACAGGCUUUCUGUUUCUAGUGGCAUCAGCUCUUCUUGGUUAUAUAUAUUCACCUCAUUUAGACACAGCUCCACCACGAUGGGUUCACCUUGCUCAUGGAUUGCUCCUUUUCCUGUAUCAGACUUUUGAUGCUGUUGAUGGUAAGCAAGCAAGGCGUACAAAUUCAUCAAGUCCACUAGGGGAGCUUUUCGACCAUGGUUGUGAUGCUCUUGCAUGUGCGUUUGAGUCAAUGGCCUUUGGGAGCACUGCCAUGUGUGGGAGAACAUCUUUCUGGUUUUGGGUGAUUUCAGCUGUACCCUUCUACUUUGCCACAUGGGAGCACUUUUUCACCAAUACAUUAAUUCUUCCUAUAGUAAAUGGACCAACUGAAGGUCUGAUGCUGAUCUACGUGUGUCAUUUUCUUACAUUCUUUUUGGGAGCUCAGUGGUGGGCACAAGACUUCAGAAAGUCGAUCCCUUUUUUGUAUUGGGUGCCUGUCAUUCCUGAAAUCCCGUUCUAUGAUGUUGUGCUGUUCUUAAUGAUUGCUUUUGCUGUACUCCCCACUAUUGGGUCCAAUAUUGGCAAUGUCCAUAAGGUUGUCCAGGCAAGAAAGGGAAGCAUGUUGUUGGCUCUAGCAAUGCUCUUUCCAUUUUGUGUACUCAUGGCUGGAGUACUUAUUUGGUCAUUUCUGUCUCCUUCUGAUAUUAUGCAGAACCAUCCCCAUUUGGUUAUUAUUGGUACUGGAUUUGCAUUUGGGUUUCUAGUGGGAAGAAUGAUUCUAGCCCACCUGUGUGACGAACCAAAAGGCUUGAAAACCGGAAUGUGCAUGUCCUUGCUAUAUCUACCCCUUGCUAUUGCGAAUGCACUGACUGCUAAGCUCAAUGAUGGAGUUCCAUUAGUGGAUGAGGGUCUAGUUCUCCUCCUAUAUUGCGUAUACACAGUCGGACUUUACUUGCAUUUUGCAACAUCAGUUAUCCAUGAAAUCACCACUGCCCUUGGUAUCUACUGUUUCAGGAUAACAAGGAAAGAAGCUUAGAACAUGAUCAGAAUUCUGGUCAUUAUUUUUCUGGAUUGCAUAUUUAUCACCAUUUGAGGAUGGUAUUCCUCAAACCUGAUAGGAUGAAUGUAGCGUUAUUAUUUAUCAUCAAACAUUGCUGAUUCUCCCCUAAUUAUUUACUCCAACUCUUCAUUUGGGGAUUUUGCAUUAAAACAGUAUAAAGAACACUGAAAAACAAGCACGGAAUCAACUAAACUUGUGGAGAUGAAUUGUGCUUAUUUUUUAAAUAGGUGGAAGGAAUUUUUGGCAAA
Dioscorea cayenensis subsp. rotundata (Guinea yam) is the source of this 1666-nucleotide messenger RNA. Its product is annotated as choline/ethanolaminephosphotransferase 1-like. Gene Ontology annotation, molecular function: phosphotransferase activity, for other substituted phosphate groups. Gene Ontology annotation, biological process: phospholipid biosynthetic process. Gene Ontology annotation, cellular component: membrane. The coding region runs from base 225 to 1394 and encodes 389 amino acids. The transcript is spliced from 19 exons. The record is from RefSeq and is a predicted model, not a curated record. Lineage: Eukaryota; Viridiplantae; Streptophyta; Magnoliopsida; Dioscoreales; Dioscoreaceae.